Messenger RNA from Frieseomelitta varia, 2283 nucleotides. RefSeq names its product antichymotrypsin-2-like. Bases 112 to 1305 code for a protein of 397 amino acids. Lineage: Eukaryota; Metazoa; Arthropoda; Insecta; Hymenoptera; Apidae. The record is from RefSeq and is a predicted model, not a curated record. Gene Ontology annotation, molecular function: serine-type endopeptidase inhibitor activity. The transcript has 8 exons.
GUUCCCUUCUCUCUUCGAGGACUUUCCUUUAUAUUUGAUCAGUCAGCUCUGCAUGCAUUCUGCGUUUAACUUUCGAGGAAGAUCAACCGGUAAAACGAGCGGAUUGUGACUAUGGACGGAUUAUCAAAAAGUUUCUGGUUGGUGGCUUUUGCCUUAGUAACAAUGUCAAUGGCAAAGACGGAUGUUGAACCACUCCAUGCUGUUGUAGAGGGUACAAAUCAAUUUAGUUCUUUGUUUUUCCAGUAUGUUGUAGGAGACAAUUCUGGCAAUCUUAUAAUAUCCCCUCUAAGUGUUGAUGUUGUUCUUGCGAUGGUUGGUUUGGGAGCUGGUGGAAACACAGAAGCUCAGUUUAGAAAAGUACUUUCUUUACCAACACCAAAUAAUCUUGCUGCAAUUGGUUAUCAGACACUUAUUGAUAAUCUCAAUAGCGUUAAAGACAAUAUUCUAACACUUGCAAAUAAGAUUUUUAUAGCUGAAAGUCUUGAUAUAAAUCCAAGUUAUAAAAAUUUGACAGAAGUUUACUUCCGUUCUGCUUCUGAAUCAAUAAACUUUGUUGAAAGUACGAAAGCUUCAGAAACUAUUAAUACAUGGGUUGAAAAAAAUACAAAUAAUCUCAUUAAAAACCUUAUUAGUCCUGAUAUGCUAAAUGCAGGCACAAGAUUAGUACUUGUUAACGCAGUAUAUUUUAAAGGUCAAUGGCUACAUAAGUUCAAUACUGAGCUUACUAUGGAUAUGCCAUUCCAUGUUAAUAAGGAUACAGUAAAAAAUGUUGCUACAAUGUAUAGAGAAGGCUACUAUAAAUAUGGUGAACUUCCAAAUUUGAAUGCUAGAUUUGUUGUAUUACCAUAUAAGGGUAAUGAAUUAAGUAUGCUUAUAAUUCUUCCAAAUGAAAUUGAGGGUCUGCUUGAUGUUCAAAAAAAAUUACAAAAUGUAAACUUAACCGAUAUUCUAAAUCAAGGAAUUGAAGAAGAAAUACGCUUACAUUUACCAAAGUUCAAAGUAGAAAGUAAAAUGAUAUUGAAUAAAAACUUGAUAGAGAUGGGUUUGACUGAUGCGUUUACUGCUAGUGCUAACUUUUCUGGGAUUUCUAAUGAGAAAUUAGCUGUUGAUACUGUUGUACAAAAAGCAUUCAUUGAAGUGAAUGAAGAAGGGACUGAGGCUGCUGCUGCUACUGGUCUCGGUGUAAGGCCUCUCUCGAGCUUUUGGUCACCGCCGAAGCCCAUUGAGUUCCACGUCAAUCGACCAUUUCUAUCGAUCGUUACAUACAACAAUGUAAUUUUGUUCUUGGCGAAAACUGUAUCGUAAUUUCUUUCACCUUGAAAAUCAAACAAACGCAAUCAAUUAUCGAUUUUACCUUAUGUCAUUAAAUCUCUUUGAUUUAAAUGACUUUUAUUUAAAUGACUUUUAGUUUUUUACUUAACAUUGAGUUAAGAAUUAAUAGCGUAUACCAUAUUGUGCAUUAUUUUAUCAAUCUCUGCCGAUUGACUGAUUUGACUGAUUUAAAUGAAUGAGUGUUUAUAUGUAAAGAAAAUUGACUUCACUUUAAUUUACAUUUUAAAGUACAUCAUAUUACCUUGGUUUGAUUAAAGGAAAUCGUGCAAUACUAUAAACAAGAUACUACCAAAAUGAAAAUCAUUUAAUAAUAUAAAGUAUAGGAGAAGGAAUAAGAUUUUUUUAUAUUAUGUGUAGUACGAAUCUAAUUUAUUGUGAUUAAUAUUCCUUCAAUUUUAUCAAAAAUUUUCAUCUUCGUUUUAUGUUCAUUAAUUUAUUCAAUUGAAUUCUUUGUUAAGUUUAAUUUGCUUUUUAAUUUCCUGUUGAUUGUGACAAUUUAAAAUGCGAAAUACAUACAAGAAUGAGUAAGAAUUUUAUCUUACAUUUAAGAAAAUUGAAUUAAUUUUAUUAUACUGCAUUAUGUUUAUUAUGCUUCUCAUCGUAUAUUUUGUACAUAUUACUUUGUUUGAUGUAACAUGAUAUUUACGCUUAUGCUUUUUGUUUAUUUUUUAUAUUUUUCUUUGUUUUUAUUUCCUUGCUUAAUUCAUACAUAUAUUUUUAAAUGAAAGCAUUUCAGUAUCUUUUUCAGAAAAUUAAAAGAUAUAUCAAUUAUAAUAUAUGAUUCUAUUUAAAAGAAUGGGGUUCAGUCUACUUUCAUCUUUGAAAGGCAUUUGCAUGUUGUGUAUAAUGUGUCGUUUGAAAUCUGUAUUUGUAUGUACAUAAGAAUUUAAGGACCAAUGCUGGAACUUUUGUAUUAAACUUGUUAAAUGAUAAAUUAAUAUUUGAAUAUGA